AUGUCGAUAACACGAGGUAGUCUUUUAUUUCUGUUUGUCUUCUUCAAACAAACAAUUGAAAGUGAUAUACGAUCAGUUCGAAUGUCUUCAUUGGUUAAUUUUACUUUUCAAUGCGCGAAAACAACUUGUGCUCCAUUUGUUAAUCUCACCAAAUCCAACGUUCGUCAAUGUGAAAUGUCUUGUUUAGACCAAUUAGGUUGCAAGGCAAUUACCUAUCGAUCUGCGUCUCUCAAUUGUCAACUGUUCGACAAUUCCAUUAAUCAGAAUGGAAACAUGUCGUUCGAAAUGAAUGCGGUAACGAUGAGUGUCAUUUUAGGAACGAGAUUUCCGCUGGACUUAACCAGCACAUCUACGUCCACAACAACUUCCACAUCAUCGACAACAAGAGCACCGUCAGGAGCACUGACGAAAAAUAUGACUUAUGCACGGCAACGGCAUGUCGCAUCCGUCUUAGUAGAUGGCAGAGUAUUUGUUGCAGGUGGAGCUGUAAAUGGUCCAUGGAACAGUGCCGAUUUGUGCGAUCCAGCGACAGGUGUUUGGACAGCAACAGCAAGUAUGGCUGAUGGACGACAAUUUCAUACGGGAUCAUUCUUGACCGGUGGAAACAUAAUCGUUACUGGUGGAUAUUAUAAUAAUCCUCUUGAUAGUGUUGAGAUAUAUAAUUCCUCAACAAAUAAUUGGACGAAGGUAGCAAGCAUGAAUGCAGCACGAUAUACUCACACAGCAUCGGUAUUACUAAAUGGAAAAGUAUUAGUCGCUGGUGGAAAUGGUGCUGGCGGAGGUAAUAACUAUUUAAAUAGUGCUGAAUUAUAUGAUCCAGCGACGAACAGUUGGACAUAUACAGGAUCUCUAAAUUAUGCACGCCAAGCUCAUACAGCAUCAGUAUUAGCAAAUGGUAAAGUAUUAGUCACUGGUGGAAUGAGUGGUGCGAGUACUUUUCUCAAUAGUGCUGAAUUAUAUGAUCCAGCAAGUGGUGUUUGGACCUUAGCAGCAGGUAUGAGUGCCCAACGGUCAUCUCACACGGCAUCUAUGUUAAUGAAUGGAAAAGUACUAGUCAUUGGUGGGAAUAGCGGGUCUGGUGGUAUAACCAGUACUGAAUUAUAUAAUUCAUCGACGAAUACUUGGUCAAUAGGAGGGUAUUUGAAUGUUGGACGACAAGUGCACACUGCAACUGUCUUAUUAAAUGGGAACGUGUUAGUUACCGGUGGGCAGUUUGACAGUAAUAUUUUUUAUAGUAGCGUUGAAAUAUACAACGUGUCAUCAAACACAUGGAGACUCAACACCAAUAUGUCCAUUCCACGAUCUUAUCACUCUGCAUCGAUUUUACCUAGUGGAAUAGUACUACUUGCUGGUGGAGUCAGUUCGAAUGCCAAUUAUCUUAACACUGCUGAAUUUUAUUGA
Messenger RNA from Adineta ricciae, 1401 nucleotides. Lineage: Eukaryota; Metazoa; Rotifera; Eurotatoria; Adinetida; Adinetidae. The record is from the annotation of a GenBank genome assembly.